UAUAUAUGGUUAUAUUUUGUUCGAGAAUUUCAGUGGAAAUUUUAUUUUAUAUCCUUGUAAAUUAUACGAUUUUGCAAACCACAAAUAAGUCAUAAACGUAAAAUGGCUACAGUAAAAGAAGAAGACUCGAUAACUGAAAAAAUAUUAGCUAUUGCAAAGAAAAAUCCAAAAGGAAUAUCUGACAAGGAUAUAUCAGCUGCAUUUCCUGAAUUAUCUCCCGCUGAUAGAGUUACUGCUAUAAAUGCAUUGUUACAGCAGGGUUCCUUUGAUUUAUACAAUCAAGGAGGCGCGCUCAUUUACAGGUUAAAAACAGCAUCUAGUAAACAGGCAGUGAAAGGAGCUGACAAUGAAGAAAAAGUAGUUUAUAACCUUAUAGAAGAAGCAGAAAAUAAGGGAAUAUGGAUUAGAGAUAUCAGGAGGAGAUCAAAUCUUGCUAUGACCCAAUUGAAUAAAGUAUUAAAAAGCCUCGAGAGUAAAAAGCUGAUUAAGGCUGUUAAAUGUGUGAAUGCAUCCAAAAAAAAAGUUUAUAUGCUGUAUAAUUUGGAACCAGACAGGUCUAUAUCUGGGGGUGCAUGGUACCAAGAUCAAGAGUUUGAGUCUGAGUUUGUUGAUAUUCUAAACAGGCAGUGCCUGAGGUUCUUGCAGCAGAGAGCUGACAAAAUCAAGAACAAUCCUCGAGGACCCAUCUUUGGGAGAACACAGUCAUAUGCCACAGCAGCUGAAGUGCAAAAGUAUAUUGCUGAUUUAGGAAUAAGUAAGAUUACACUUGAUGUGGAAGAUGUGAUUACAAUUCUCAACACUCUAGUUUAUGAUGGCAAGGCUGAAAGUAGUGUCUACCCUGAUGGAAGCCGAGUGUACCGAGCCAUAGAGUCCCUGAUACCGGCACCUGGGUUGGUGCAGGUCCCUUGUGGAGUCUGUCCCCUAGUCUACAACUGCUGCCCUACUGGUCUGGUGAAUCCGCAGGAUUGCUCAUAUAUGACUGAAUGGUUGGAAUAGUUUUGAUUAACAGGAACUUUAAAUUAAUAAACACAAUUUCAUGUAA
Messenger RNA from Plutella xylostella (diamondback moth), 1042 nucleotides. It is a transcript of the gene Polr3F, whose product is annotated as RNA polymerase III subunit F. The record is from RefSeq and is a predicted model, not a curated record. Gene Ontology annotation, cellular component: RNA polymerase III complex. Lineage: Eukaryota; Metazoa; Arthropoda; Insecta; Lepidoptera; Plutellidae. Gene Ontology annotation, biological process: transcription by RNA polymerase III.